AUGGCGCCUGCGCAUGUGCUUGCAGUUUAUGACAUAUGCAGCAUGAUAUGCGAGGCUCUAGGCGAUCUCGAUCUCAAGACGCUCAAAAACUUCGCGAUCGUCUCAAAAGCAACAAAGGAUCCAGCGUUGGAUGCAUUAUACUAUCACGUCACGCUGCAAGAUUUUCUGCGUUGCUUGCCGCAGAUUCUGCUGAUUGUUAAAGAUACACCUAUUAUGACAUUCUCGCGUUCCAUGACAGAGAACGAUUAUGCUACCCUGGAUAGGUACAGAGACCGAGUCCGUAUUCUCUACGUCGCCGCACUGCCAGAGGUGGACAUCCGCAUCUCUGACGAGUUGAUCAAUCAUUCUCCUACGUCCUUGUUUCCCAAGCUUCGUAUCUUCGAUGUGGAAGAGGACGCUCGCCUACCUCCGCCCCUGUAUCGUCAGAUACUCUGCCCUACUCUCAUGGACAUCAGCUGGUUCUUGCACGACGAGAUUGGCAAUGGGGUCAUUGAUUACCUACCUCAGUUAUGCCCUCACCUUCAACGUCUGACUAUCCUCAGCCAUGAAAAAUGCAAGGGGAUGCGGCAGCCUGUCCUGGUAGGCCCGGGCAUGAUGUUAUCCGCGCCUCGCAGUUUCUUUGUCCGCUCUCCUCUGGAUAGCACAGAUGCAUCCCUCCCUUUCCGCCUAGCGCACAUAGGUCCGCUGAUGCCUGGUUUGAAGACCCUCAACGUCCGCGCGCCUAGCGUCAGCGUCAGGCCGAACACGAUGAUGGAAGCAAUUGCACGGUUUCAGGGCCUGGAUCGGUGCGUUGCUGUGAAAUCUUGGCCGCUUACGUGCGUCGGAGUCGGGGAAACUCCAAGGAAGACUAGUGAACACUCAUUUCCAAACCUCAAGGCCCUUGCAGCUGGCGGCGGAAACUCUGAAGAUCUUUUUCGUUUGCUACAAUGCCUCCAACCCUCUGUCUUCCCCAACCUCGUUAUAUUCGUAGCUGAUCUGAGCCCAGAGGUGUAUCCAAAUCAUGGCUUGAAGGGUGAUGUACUGGAGGCCAUCUCGGAGUGUUUACCUACCGAAACUCUGAGAACUCUGAAACUUUGGGAGGUGUGGCGUGGCGCCCCAUCAGGGAACAUGAUGGAUGAAGCCGCUUUUCGCACGCUCUUCAGGUUCUCUCAUCUCACUGUUCUGCAUUUUCAACUGGAACAAGAGAUAGACAUGGACGACAACCUGCUCGGAGAUCUGUGCUUGGCUCUUUCCCACCUAGAAAGUCUUCGCAUACAGCGUUGCGUAGCAUGGAAACCAACCACCCGAAGAGUUACCCUGAACGGGCUGGCACAGUGCGUUUCGCGGCUCCUAGCUCUCAAAGAACUUGCACUCACUGUCGAUACCCGCACUGAGGUCAACGUUGAAUUGGAGACCUUGCCUCCAAACCAUAUUCGCCCCAAUCCUACUAUUACUGUGCUUAAUCUGGCAUUAUCUCCCCUUGAUGACCCUCCUUUCACGUUCCAUCAGCUACGCGUCCUCUUUCCCAACCUCAGAGACCUCGUUCCUGCAAAAAAGGACAACAUGUGGUUAACAUGCGACGAGCUCACCCGAGACCUUUGGGUAAGAGUCUCUUUGAUGCUCGGAGGGGAGUAA
Molecule: messenger RNA, 1614 nt
Organism: Coniophora puteana RWD-64-598 SS2
Lineage: Eukaryota; Fungi; Basidiomycota; Agaricomycetes; Boletales; Coniophoraceae
Exons: 2
Coding region: 1-1614 (537 amino acids)
Source: RefSeq, a predicted model, not a curated record